AUGCCGGACGUCGAGGAGAGUGUGCCCCAGAAGGACCUUAGCGAUGCAGAGAGUGGGCCCUGUAAGCCCCAAACACCAGGACGGACCCAGGAAGGCAAGAGCGGUCCAGAGGACCACUCUCCGCAUCUGAUGGAGACAGUUUCCAACUUGAGCACUACUCGUGAGAUUGUGGCGAAUCAUGAUUUCCACACGGAAGAGGAGGUUUUACCUCCAAACAGUCUAGAAGGCAAGGUCAAGGAGACAAUGCACAGUGCCUUUUGGGACCAUCUUAAAGAGCAGCUGUCAGCUACUCCCCCUAACUUCACUUGUGCUCUUGAACUUCUGAAAGAAAUUAAAGAGAUCUUGCUAUCACUGCUAUUACCACGCCAGAUCCGCCUAAGAAGUGAGAUUGAAGAAACUCUGAACAUGGACCUCCGCAAGCAGGAAGCAGAGCACGGGACCUUGGAUGUCCCUCAUCUCUCUAAGUUCAUUCUCAACAUGAUGACUUUGCUGUGUGCACCAGUUCGAGAUGAAGCAGUGCAGAACCUAGAGAACAUUACAGACCCCGUUCAGUUACUGAGAGGGAUCUUCAAGGUUCUGGGCCUGAUGGAAAUGGACAUGGUGGUGAACUACACCAUCCAGAGCCUUCAACCCCACCUGCAGGAACACUCCAUCCAGUAUGAACGGGCUAGAUUCCAGGAACUCCUCAACACGCAGCCUAACCUCCUUGAUCACACCACCAAAUGGCUAACCCAAGCAGUAGCAGACCUCACCACACCACUUCCAACUUCCCCUGACACUCCUGACUCCUCCAGCGUGGACUGCCGGGCUCCAAACGAGGCAGUCAACAACCCGGAACCCCUUAGCUCCUCAAUGGUGCUGUCCCAGGGCUUCCUGAACCUCCUGCUCUGGGACCCUGAAAAUGAAGAGUUCCCUGAGACCUUGCUGAUGGAUAGAACCCGGCUGCAGGAGCUGGAGUCCCAGUUGCACCAGUUGACCAUCCUGGCCUCAGUCUUGCUAGUGGCCAGUAGUUUCUCUGGCAAUGUUCUAUUUGGCUCACCUCAGUUUGUGGAUAAACUGAAACGUGUCACUAAAGCCCUGACGGAGGAGUUCAACUCCAGGCCUGAGGAGGUCAUGGUGACUGUGAGUGAACAGGUAUCUCAGGAAAUCCACGAAAGCCUCAAGAACAUGGGCCUUGCUGCUUUGAGCAGUGACAACACAGCCUCUCUGAUAGGACAGCUCCAGAACAUUGCCAAGAAGGAGAACUGUGUCUGCAGUGUCAUUGAUCAGCGGAUCCGUCUAUUUCUCAAAUGCUGCUUGGUUCUUGGGGUGCAGCGGUCUCUGUCAGACCUCCCUGGAGGCCUUGCUCUCAUUGAGGUAGAGCUGGCAGAGCUGGGCCAAAAGUUUGUCAGCCUGACGCAUCACAAUCAGCAGGUGUUUGGCCCCUACUACACUGAAAUCCUAAAAACCCUCAUCCCCCUGCCCUAG
This is a messenger RNA of Trichechus manatus latirostris (Florida manatee), 1467 nucleotides long. It is a transcript of the gene TCP11, whose product is annotated as t-complex 11. The record is from RefSeq and is a predicted model, not a curated record. Bases 1 to 1467 code for a protein of 488 amino acids. The transcript has 9 exons. Gene Ontology annotation, biological process: regulation of sperm capacitation. NCBI's taxonomy places the organism in Eukaryota, Metazoa, Chordata, Mammalia, Sirenia, Trichechidae. Gene Ontology annotation, cellular component: sperm flagellum; acrosomal vesicle.